UUUCAUUUCUCUGCCAAAACCAAAGCUCAAUCUUACAACCCUUUCCUGCUAACUGAUCACCGAUCGAUUCCACUCUAAAGACAAUUUUCCUCUGUCAUGCAAUAGAUCUUAUUUUCUUGUUCCAACAUUGAACAUUAUAAAAGGAAAUCCAAAGCUAGAAAGGAGCGUUCACUCAACUAAAAUCAAAGUAAGAUCAAAGCACCAUCCAAACUCACCACUCUUCUUUUUUAUCUUGUUUGAACUUCUAAGGCAUCUCCCCUGCUUUUAGCAUUGGAAGGUACUUAUUUUAUAUUCACAUAUGUGCUGCUGAUUUUAAUUUACAUAUACAUACAUGUCUGCCUUUUCUUCUUUUUCAUCUUUUCAAAUAUUGUAGCUGCUUCCUUUGAGUUCUGAAUCAAAUUUACUGAAUUUAAUUUUGAUUAGAUGCAAAUAUUUCUUGUUAUUUCCUAUUUAGUUAUUUCCUAAUUUCAUCGGAGAAGAAAAAAAUUUUCAAAUUUUAUUUAUUAUCUUGUUAUUAUUUUUUCAUGAGUUAUCUUAUUUUUUUAAUUAAAUCUGUGUAGUUUAAUUUCAUAGACACAGUUAUUUCUUGUUCUUUCUUGUUACUAUCUUUUAGUUAUUUCAUGAUAAGUUGAAAGACUCCUCUUUUCUUUCCUUUUCUUUCUCCAACUACUUUGUUUCGUUGAUUUCACAUUCACACUGACAUCAAAUUGACGACAGAAGACAGAAGAAGCUUAUGUUGACUCCUCGAUGACUGGUGCUGCCCCAGCAGGUCUGCUUUAUUUUUCUACCUCCUUCCAGGAAAAGGGACAUCCAUCAGCGCAACAUGCUAAUUCCAAGUUAAAAACUAGGCGUCAAUAAUGUUUUGAAAAAAAAUUUAAGAAGUUAUGAGUUUUAAAAUUUUAAUCUUCACCUUUAAUUAAAAUAUUUAAAACAUUUUACCUUCUUUGAUUAAAAUUAUAAUCUUUAUUCGUCUUAUUAAAUAGUAAAUAAUUUUUGAUCAUUUUUUAUUUUUUUAAAAAAAAUUAUCAUUAUAUUACUUAUAUAAUUCAAACUAUAUAUAUAUAUUUUUUUUGAGGGAAAUUCAAACUAUAUUUUUUAACCCUUAAAUGAUAGUAACAGGGAAUCUGACCAUAAACCUUUAUCCUUUGUCAAACAGUGAUAUGAGCGACAGCAGGUGUUGAUUACAGCUGGAUUCACGAGCUCUGCUUUUCUUUGCCUCUUCUUUCUAUAUUCUAUAUUGUAUAUGGUCCCCGUUCCUUGACCAAAGUCACACCUCGCGUGGUUAAAAACUCUGCAAUCUCUGCGACUCUCCCCCAAACACUCAAAAGGCUCUCACUCUGUUUUUUUCGCAGAAGCAGCUAAAGGGAAACGUAUGCUCCUGACUAGCCUCUGUUUUUUUUCUUUUUUUUCACCUUUUUUGGUUUAACACAAACAUAAUUAGUUUAGUUUCUUUGUAAAUCUUAAUCAUAUAUAGAUGAUCUACUUAGUAAUGGCAAGUACUAAAAGACAAACCAAAAA
Molecule: messenger RNA, 1518 nt
Organism: Rubroshorea leprosula
Lineage: Eukaryota; Viridiplantae; Streptophyta; Magnoliopsida; Malvales; Dipterocarpaceae
Source: the annotation of a GenBank genome assembly